UUAUAAUGUUAACAUUUGAUUGGUCAAUUAGCAUAGUCUACAAACUUCCUCUCUGGAACACUCGGAGCAAACUCUGGAAUCAUUAAAGAAGAAAAAAAAAAAGAAAAAAAGAAAAGAAAAAGGUCUCGAAUUUUCUGUAAUUUUCUACCAGAACAAAUAAAAAAAUCCAGAAAAUGCACCAUUUCUGCAAUAUAAAUACCUCUUCGUGCAACCCAAUCAAUCACAGAAUCACUCCAAAACAAUUUCAUAGCAAUUGCCUCGCAUCAAAUUCAUUCCCAUCAAUCAGCAAUCACUCACAAAAUCUAGCUAGAUUGCAAAACAAUGUCGCUGAUUCCCAGCUUUUUCGGGCGCCGGAGCUCCGAUCCAUUCUCCCUGGAUCUGUGGGACCCUUUCCGCGACUCCGGCGACGAGACGUCGCAGUUCGCGGCGACGCGCGUGGACUGGAAGGAGACGGCGGAGGCGCACGUGUUCAAGGCGGAUGUGCCCGGCCUGAAGAAGGAGGAGGUGAAGGUGGAGGUGGAGGAAGGGAACGUGCUGCAGAUAAGCGGCGAGCGCAGCCGCGACAAGGAGGAGAAGAACGACACGUGGCACCGCGUCGAGCGGAGCUCCGGCAAGUUCCUCCGCCGCUUCCGCCUGCCGGAGAACGCCAAGGUCGAUCAGGUGAAGGCGAGUAUGGAGAACGGGGUGCUCACCGUCACGGUGCCCAAGGCGGAGGUGAAGAAGCCGGAGGUGAAGGCAAUUGAGAUUUCCGGCUGAGGGACGGCGGCGGCGGCGAAGCCUUUAUGUUUAUGAGUGUGAUUUAAAUAAUGUGUGUUUGUGUGUAAUAUACGAAUAAUAAAAUUUAAAUAGUGUGUUUAAUUGUUUUUAAUAUUUUAUAUUUCACGCGAACGGAAUUAUUUUGUUGUUAUUUUGGUUGCUUGAAUAUGCUUUGUAUCUGAAAUAAUAUCUGAUUGUAUA
This is a messenger RNA of Salvia miltiorrhiza (redroot sage), 957 nucleotides long. RefSeq names its product class I heat shock protein-like. The transcript has a single exon. Lineage: Eukaryota; Viridiplantae; Streptophyta; Magnoliopsida; Lamiales; Lamiaceae. The record is from RefSeq and is a predicted model, not a curated record. Gene Ontology annotation, biological process: response to hydrogen peroxide; protein folding; protein complex oligomerization. The coding region runs from base 322 to 756 and encodes 144 amino acids.